UUUUUUGUCCAACUUGUUACUCCACUCCUCUUAAAUCUCUGCUCACACAAGGCGCUCCUUCCCUCAAUCUCUCUUCUCUCCAAAGCCCUCUCUCUCUCUCUCUCUCUCUCUCUCUCUCUCUCUCUCUCUCUGUCCCCUGAGUAUCUCAUGGCGACCAAACCAGCUGGUGAUGAGGCGUCAGAACCCCUGAAGUACCAGACAUGGGUCUUGAAAGUUUCUAUCCACUGUGAAGGCUGCAAGAAGAAAGUCAAGAAAGUCCUUCAGAACAUCGAAGGUGUUUAUACCACGGAGAUUGAUUCUCAGCAACACAAGGUCACUGUGACUGGAAAUGUGGACGCGGACACACUCAUCAAGAAGCUGAUGAAAACAGGGAAACACGCGGAACUCUCACCCGAAAAUUUUGUCAAGGAGAAGAAAUCCGGCAAAUCAAAGAAGAAGAAGAAGAAACAGAACAACCCUGAAAACAGCGAAGAGGGUAGUGAUGAUGAAGCGGACAAGAACCAAAACGCCCUAAAAAAUGAGCAGGCCGAGAAGAAACCUGAAAACAAUGCAGCCGUUGAAGAGUCCCCGGAGGCGGAGGAUGAUGAAAGUGAGGAACCUGCUCAGACAACCGGCGGUGGCAGCGCAGGAGGGAAAAAGAAGAAGAAGAAAAAGAAGGGGCAAAGUGGUAAUUCGGCAAAUGGAGCCGGAACUGGCAGCGAUCCACCGGCAACCACCGGAUUUCCUACACCUACUGGGAUGCUGGACCCACAUACUGUAUCAAUGAAUCUCAGCCCUCCAACUCAGCAUGUGUAUCCAUAUCCACCAACUCCCUAUUAUGAUCCACCUCCAGUGUAUGGGAUGAGUUACAAUACGGCGGCGUAUCCUAGUACUACCACUUCGUAUUAUGCUCCACCAAUGUACCGUUAUAUGCAUAAUCCACCACCUCCACCGUCUGAUCCAAUCAAUUCCUAUGAUGAUGAUGAUGAUGAAAGUGGAUGCUCAAUCAUGUGAUAGAGAGAGACUUUUGGGACGUGGAAGGGGUAUACGUAAAUCAUAUUAUGUUAAAAGUUAAUUUUGUAAUAUUGUAGUAGAAGUUCUAAAUGUAAUACUAGUGCUAGUAUAAAGUUUGUGUUAGGUUAUGAAGGGUCUUUGAUAGUUUGUUUUGUUAAGAUAUGCUUUUCUUUGUUUGUUACCUUGGGUUUGCUUAGGCAUGUCAAUAACCUUGUGACCUAUAUAUAAAUCUCCAUCUCACACCCUUGCGCAAGGGAGAA
Cornus florida is the source of this 1253-nucleotide messenger RNA. RefSeq names its product heavy metal-associated isoprenylated plant protein 35-like. The record is from RefSeq and is a predicted model, not a curated record. The coding region runs from base 148 to 993 and encodes 281 amino acids. NCBI's taxonomy places the organism in Eukaryota, Viridiplantae, Streptophyta, Magnoliopsida, Cornales, Cornaceae. Gene Ontology annotation, molecular function: metal ion binding. The transcript is spliced from 3 exons.